ACACCUGUCCGAAUAUUGAUAAUACAGCAGAUUUCGAAAACUUGUUUUUAUAGAAUUUUUUUUCAGGGUGAACUAGAUAAGAAGAUUUAUGAUAAUUUCAUCAUGAUUACAAUGUCAAAUUGAUCAGCAUGUAUAAAGAUGAAACUUGACAUUCGAGUUUCAUCAGUGAUUUGGGUGUUUCGUGUCCACAAAUUAGAGUAUUAAUUAUAAUAAAAAUGGUGAAACAUAUAACUUUUGCUUUAAUUUUACUUAGCGCUUUAUACAUUGUUACUUCUUGGAAGAUAUUUCCUUUAGAAAAUGUAGAAGCUACAAAAGCCGUAGAAACAGUAAAAGGAGUUUCACCUUAUAAGACUUAUAAUGCAACAACAGCUCCUGCUAUUGGAAUCUCAAAAGCGACGCCUACAACAACACCAAAAUUAAAAACUCAUGUAGAACCAACUGAAUCGACUUCUAGAUUUUCAUUUAAACAAGUUUCAGGAUCAGUGUCAUUCGAUAACAAAAGGAAUUUAUCGUCAAAGGAUGUGAAAUCAACUUCUGUAUCAACAAUUAAUAGAUUAUCAGCAAACAAACCCUCAAGAGACCUCCUUCCACCAAAGGAGGAUACGAGUGAAACUUCUAGUAACAAAAUUUAGUAUUCACCACAAUAUUAGAUCAGAAUAUUAUUUGUAAUUAUUGUAUAAAUAAUUUUUAGAUAUUAACGUUACUAUCUAUUUAUAAGUAGUCUAUGUUUGGUAAUUACAUUGACGGAAUAAAAUUUCUAUCAAAUAACUUUUAAGAAUUUAAUAC
Molecule: messenger RNA, 786 nt
Organism: Galleria mellonella (greater wax moth)
Lineage: Eukaryota; Metazoa; Arthropoda; Insecta; Lepidoptera; Pyralidae
Exons: 2
Coding region: 216-632 (138 amino acids)
Source: RefSeq, a predicted model, not a curated record